Molecule: messenger RNA, 417 nt
Organism: Carcharodon carcharias (great white shark)
Lineage: Eukaryota; Metazoa; Chordata; Chondrichthyes; Lamniformes; Lamnidae
Product: histone H2B-like
Exons: 2
Coding region: 1-417 (138 amino acids)
Cellular component (GO): nucleosome
Molecular function (GO): structural constituent of chromatin; DNA binding; protein heterodimerization activity
Source: RefSeq, a predicted model, not a curated record
AUGGCUUUCAACGUGCUACACAGUCUGGCAGUGCAAGGCAGGGAGGACUUGCCAGAUGCCGACAUGAAGGAGCUACACAUCUCUUCCAAUGAAAAGGAUAUUGAAGGGGAUGAAGGAGUUGAGUCAGAGGAAGCAGAGGCUACAGGGGAAGAAGCCAUAGCACAGCCUUUCUCCAGUAUCUACAUCUACAAACUGAUGAAGCAGGUUCACUCCGACAUCGUCAUCUCCUCCAAGGCCAUGAGCAUCAUGAACUCGUUCGUGAACAAUAUUUUUGAGUGCAUCAUGGGUGAGGCUUCCCACCUGGCCCAUUACAACAAGCGUAGCACCAUCAGCUCCCGGGAGAUCCAGACCACCAUGUGCCUGCUCUGCCUGGGGAACUGGCCAAGCACACCGUGUCGCAAGCGCCAAUGGCGGUGA